Triplophysa dalaica is the source of this 2677-nucleotide messenger RNA. RefSeq names its product prolyl 4-hydroxylase, transmembrane a (gene p4htma). Lineage: Eukaryota; Metazoa; Chordata; Actinopteri; Cypriniformes; Nemacheilidae. The record is from RefSeq and is a predicted model, not a curated record. Gene Ontology annotation, biological process: peptidyl-proline hydroxylation to 4-hydroxy-L-proline. Gene Ontology annotation, molecular function: procollagen-proline 4-dioxygenase activity; L-ascorbic acid binding; iron ion binding. The transcript has 9 exons. Gene Ontology annotation, cellular component: endoplasmic reticulum. The coding region runs from base 474 to 1934 and encodes 486 amino acids.
GCUCGUCAAGAUCGCCGUCGACUGCUUCGUGUUGCUACUAGGACGAAUGACAGAUUAUUAUAACCGUUGUUGUUUUUCUCGUUUGCUUAUCGACAUGGCACUUUCAUAAAAGGAAUCGUAUUUUACAGUUUUCGUAGAUCACGACGUCUGAUUUAUGUUUGGUUUGCUCGUUGUUAUGAGUCAGUUGACAUUGCCCUAACGUUAGGUAUUUUUCGCCGGAUCAGCCUGAAUCAACACAUGGUAGACCUACAUUUUGUAUAAAUUAUUACUAUUUGCAUCCAAAUCGCCAUGUGCGCUUAUUUUCUUGUAUAAAAGUUAUUAUCAUCGUGAGUGUUGUUCUCUAUGAUGCCCGUGCGCAGCUGUCAGUACAGGUAACCUCUGCUGCUGCUGGCUGUAGACCUGAAACUGAUCUCUGAUCUUAUGAAAUGAGAGAGUAAUUAAAUAGGUGAGUCGUGAGUUAGCAGUUGUCUGGGAUGGAUGAGUAUAAGGAGAAUUUGUAUGAGUUCGGGGGUCAGACGUCAGAUUUUUUCCCUCCUCCUCCACCUCCUCGUCUAGUUGCUCGGGAGCGAUUAAACAUACAGAAGAGCAGCGUCUGCUCCAGGGCUUACUUCUUGGUGGUGAUGGCAUUCUUCCACAUCUACAUAAUAAACAUCAUAGCUUUGCUGUUGUAUGUGCAUUACAAUACCGGAUCUGGGGAGACCUCUGGUGGAGAGCAAGAUGUACCCAUUGUGAAGAGCACUAGUGUCCCCAGAUCCAUUGCACCUGAUCACCAAAGCACUUCACCAAACCUGAGCCCUGAAAACUCCUUCUUUCUGCCCCGUUUGGAGGGGAUUAGGGUUGGUCAUGUGCAGAGAGUUUCUCUUGUUCCUGACCGAACCCAUAACAUGCGUACCCUCAGUUUGAAGCCACUGCUGUUUGAGAUACCGGGGUUCCUGAGCGUGGAGGAGAGCAAUGUGGUGAUGCAGCUGGCCCAGCUAAAGGGUCUGACCCACAGCUCUCUCCUCCCAGUUCCUGAUGGUCAAGAGGAACAACUCACCCAAGAUGAGCUCUUCAGUCUGCUAGAUCUCAACCAGGAUGGUUUCCUGCAAAGGGAGGAGAUUCUGAGUCUCUCUCACUCGACUGAUGGAUCUUGGCUGAGCUCAUACAAUUUACGGAAAAUCCACACCGGGCUUGAGACCAGCCCUUCUGGAGUUUUGUCGCUGCAGGAGUUUAAGCGUGUCAGUGGUGGAGUGUUUCAGUAUGGCAGGGCAGGCCAAGGAUUGGACGGCCACACCAAGGUCAGGGAGAAAAGCACCAACACGAGACUGUACCUCGGUGAAGGCACACACCACCUGCUCAAGAGCAUUAGAAACAGGGUGACCCGCAUAACACGACUGCCGUCCUCAUUGGUUGAUCUCAGCGAGCCGAUGGAAGUGGUCCGUUUUGAGCAGGGUGGGUUCAGCCACGCCCAUCAUGACAGCAACCCCGCCAACCCAAACAGCAGCUGUGCUCAUACACACCUGGCGGCAAAUAACUCCGCCUCCAACCAGGUCGCAUGCAGGUAUUUAACAGUCAUGCUGUUUCUCAACUCGGUCGAUGGAGGCGGGGAGACCAGCUUUCCUGUGGCUGACAACAGGACGUACGAGGAGGAGGUGUUGGGCGAUCUCUCUCAGCAGUACUGUGACAAAGGCAAUCUGAAGGUCAAACCUGGGGCUGGCACCGCCCUGCUGUGGUACAACCACCUGUCUGAUGGCAAUGGAUGGGUUGGGGAGUUGGAUGAAUUCUCUCUCCACGGUGACUGUUCCGUCGCCAGGGGCUUCAAAUGGAUGGCAAGCGUUUGGGUGAACAUUGACCCUGAUCAGCGACGUCAGGAGCGCUACCAGCGGAUGGUCUCAUGGCAUCCAGAUGGGCAAAUCAAGAGCUCGGAGCAUGACAACCUCCACCAAGAUCUCUGAAUCAGCUAUCGAGUUAGAAGUUUUCAUCAGGCAAGACCUCAUGUCCAGCCUUAGCUGAUUCAUUACUUUAUAAAUGCAUUUACAUUUAGGGAUUAAGCAGACACUUUUAUCCAAAGUGACUUACAAUAGAGAGCAGAACAAUGAAGCGCUUCAUCGUAAGGAGGCAAUAAUACAAUAUUAGACCAAACCUGUUGAAGGAGAAAAGGUUUUUCUUUAAGGGAAAGGCAUUAAAGAUGUUCCUUUCAGAUAUUCACAGAAUUAUUUGUUGCUGUUUUUUAAUGUUGUGAGGGAUGCGGCUUACCAAACUUCUGCAAAGCAUCACCUUUAUAUUGCUUGUGUCACAUAUUAUUCAAUAUCCAUGACUUGAACAGGGAACUUGGUUUUUCAAUAACAUUUAAACAUUUACUGAUUAAGUUUACUGGUAUUGCACAAGUUUGAGCUAUUUAUGCACUUAUUUAUUAAUUAAUUUAAGAUUUUAUUUAUUCAAUGUUGCAUAUUUAUUGAAGUCAUUAUUUUUUUGACAACUUGCUAUUUAUCAAAUUAUUUAUUAUUAUAUGUGGUACAUUUAUGUACGUUCAAAUAUGUGGUAUAUUAUGUAGUCACAAUGUGUGUCAAUCUCAGGUUAUGCACAGAUUGUCUUUUCAUUGUAAUGACGUUUUUGAAGAUUUUUUCAUGUAUGUUAAUAUAAGUCAUAUAAAGGUGAUAAUUUAUUCAAAAUAAGAAAUAAAUUCAUAACUAUUGAA